This is a messenger RNA of Lycium ferocissimum, 1081 nucleotides long. Its product is annotated as probable BOI-related E3 ubiquitin-protein ligase 3. The coding region runs from base 107 to 1057 and encodes 316 amino acids. The transcript has 2 exons. NCBI's taxonomy places the organism in Eukaryota, Viridiplantae, Streptophyta, Magnoliopsida, Solanales, Solanaceae. Gene Ontology annotation, molecular function: ubiquitin-protein transferase activity. Gene Ontology annotation, biological process: regulation of programmed cell death. The record is from RefSeq and is a predicted model, not a curated record.
UCAUUCUUUUCUCUCUAGUCGCUACCUCCAAAUCUCUCUACAUAUACACCAUACUCUCUCUUUCUCUCAUCAAACAAGAAAUCACAAAAAUCAUCAACCUCUUUCCAUGGCAGUUGAAGCUAGACAUCUCAAUCUCUUCACUCAACAACAACAACAAAUCAUCUCAAAUCAAGGAAAUGGAAAUGGGUUUUCAUACAAUACCCAGAUGGGUGGUUCUCCUUUGUUGCCUUUACCAACGCAAGUAAAUAGUUUUUUCCCGUUUCAUAACAGUCUAAUAUGUGAUUCUGUUCAGCCCAAAACGUCUGUUAACACCGACAGUGGCCUUACUUUCAACCCCACAGCUGUUAACGUUGCAGCAACAAGGAAACGCUCAAGGGAUACGUUUAAUCAUUUCAAUACUUGUAAUAACAGUAAUGAUACCACGUCGUUUGUUGGUGAUGAUGUUUUGCCACUGUUACAACAGUAUCAGUGUGAUAUCGACCGUAUCAUUUCACACCAUACUAAGAAAGUAAGGAUGGAAUUGGAAGAAAGACAGAAACAACAAGCAAGGGUGUUGGUUGCAGCUAUAGGAGAAGGUGUAACAAAAAAAUUGAAAGAAAAAGAUGAACAAAUUCAAAGAAUGGGUAAAAUCAACAUGGUACUUCAAGAAAAAGUGAAAAGUCUAUACGUUGAGAAUCAAUUAUGGCGUGAUUUAGCACAAACAAAUGAAGCAACAGCAAAUUCACUACGCAACAACUUAGAACAAGUGUUGGCGCACGUUAGCGACGAGCGCAUCAUCUCAGCCGGAGCAGCGGCGGUGGAGGAAGAUGUUGAGUCUUGUUGUGGCAGCAGUGACCACGUGGCAGAUGAAGAGGAAAUUGAAGGGAGGCGUAUUUUAGCAGGUGAGGCGCAGGAUAACAGGAUGUGUAAAAGGUGUGGUGAGAGGGAAUCGUGUGUGUUGUUAUUGCCAUGCAGGCACUUGUGUUUAUGUGCUGUGUGUGGGUCGAGUUUAGUCCAAACAUGUCCUCUGUGUAAUUCUAACAUGAAUGCCACUGUGCAUGUUAACAUGUCAUCUUGAUCAAUUGAAGGAAAAAGGAAACAA